Molecule: messenger RNA, 3162 nt
Organism: Diaporthe amygdali
Lineage: Eukaryota; Fungi; Ascomycota; Sordariomycetes; Diaporthales; Diaporthaceae
Exons: 4
Coding region: 1-3162 (1053 amino acids)
Cellular component (GO): cytosol
Molecular function (GO): FMN binding; flavin adenine dinucleotide binding; heme binding
Source: RefSeq, a predicted model, not a curated record
AUGGCUGUCCCAACCGAGAUUGGCGGACCUCCUGGCCUGCCCUUUGUCGGUAAUAUCUUUGACCUACAGGAUGAGGUCCCUCUCCGGGCCAUCGAGCGCAUUGCCGACAUACACGGGCCCAUCUUUAAGGUAAAGGCACCCGGGCGCGAGUCGAUAAUGGUCAGUGGCUUUGACCUGUUCGACGAGCUCUGUGAUGAAACGAGAUUCUACAAACUGCUCGGCGGCAAGCUGGCCGAGGCAGCGGACGCGUCUGGCAAGCCGCGAGGCCUGUUCACGCAGAAGAGUGAGAAGGAGGAGGAUUGGGGCCAGGCUCACCGCAUCCUGAUGCCUGCCUUUGGACCUUUGGCAGUGGCUGAGAUGUUCGAUGAAAUGCACGAUAUUGCAUCGCAGCUUGUUCUCAAAUGGGCGAGGCAGGGCCCGACGCACAAGAUACAAGCAUCGGAAGACUUCUCGAGGCUAACGCUAGACACGAUCGCUCUGUGUGCCAUGGACUUUCGAUUCAACUCGUUUUACCAAGAGGAUAUGCAUCCAUUCGUGAAAGCCAUGAACACCACGUUGGGCGCGGCGAACAGCUCUGGACAGCUUGCCGGACUCAUCACCAGGCUGUUUCCUUCAUAUAACGAGGAGAUCAAACAGAGUGUCAAGUUCAUGGAGGAUACCUCACAGGAGCUGGUUCAGUACCGAAGAGACCAUCCCACUGAGAAGAAGGAUCUGCUCAACUCGUUGAUCAAUGGCAAGGACCCCAAGACAGGAAAGACUAUGAGGGACGGACUUAUUGCCGCAAAUAUGCAGACUUUCUUAAUCGCUGGCCAUGAGACGACGUCUGGAUUGCUUUCCUUCGCCUUCCUGCAGCUCCUUAAGAACCCAAAAGCUUACUUCGCCGCUCAGGCCGAGGUUGACCGAGUCGUAGGCCACUCGAAGCUCGAGCCCAAGCACGUCAACGAGCUCAAGUACAUCAACGCAGUGCUUCGGGAGACGCUGCGCCUCACGCCGACUGCGCCGGCCUUCAGCCGCGCGAUCCGCCCGGAGAACACAGAGGAUCCAGUAUAUAUCGGAGCAAAAGACCCAGACAGCAAGCACAAAUACGAGGUCCCCCGAGGAAAGUCGAUUGUAUGUCUCAUAGGCAAGAUCAUGCAGGAUCCCAAGGUGUUCGGCGAGGAUGCCGAGGAAUUUCGCCCAGAGCGCAUGCUCGAUGAAAAUUUCGAGAAGCUGCCCAAGAACGCGUGGAAGCCCUUUGGCACCGGUAUAAGGGCCUGCAUUGGGAGAGCGUUCGCAUGGCAAGAGGCUGUGCUGGCAGUGGCGUUGAUCCUGCAGAACUUUGACAUGCGCUUGGACGACCCAAAUUACGAGAUGAAGGUCGUGCAGACGUUGACGUUGAAGCCCAAGGACUUCUAUAUGCGGGCUAGUCUGAGGGAGGGAAUCACGCCGACAAUACUGCUGCAGAGGCUGAGCGGUGAAAGAGCUACUGGUGGCCAGCAGAAGAACAGCGUCGCACAGGGCGUCGAGGCCGUGGCAACCGGCGACUAUGCCCUCUCGAUCUUGUAUGGGUCGAACACUGGGACGUGCCAGGCUCUCGCCCAGAAGUUGGCGGCACAGUGUGCUCAAAGAGGGCUGUCGGCUAAUGUCCAAACAUUGGAUGCAGCCAUGGGUAAAGUUCCCAAGGAAAAGCCAAUUGUGAUCAUCACAGCCUCGUACGAGGGGCUUCCAACCGACGAUGCGGCCCGCUUCGUGGCGUGGCUAGAGAGCUUGAAGCAGGAGAGCGAAAGCAGUAAGCUCGAAGGAGUCAAGUAUGCUGUUUUUGGGUGUGGUCAUAGCGACUGGGCAUCCACCUUCCAGAAGAUCCCGACGUUGGUGGACGACAUUCUCCCUAGCCUAGGCGCAAAAAGACUAUCAGACCGUGGAUCAUCCGACGUCAGCAAGCAAGACACCUUUGGCGACUUCGAGACAUGGACAAGCGGCAAGCUUUGGCCGGCACUGGGCCCAUACUUGUCGUCAUCUGAGGACUCGUCCAAAUUCUCGACCAUUCCUACAAUCGAGAUCGAGCUUACAUCCGACGAACGUGCUGCUCAUCUCCAGCAAAAUGUGCAGUGGGCCAACGUUCUCGAUACCAAAGUUCUCACAGCAGAAGGCGAGCCGGAGAAGCGCCACAUCGAGAUCGAGCUUCCCUCUAACAUGAACUACUCCGCGGGCGACUACCUCGCCGUGCUACCAUUGAACCCAAAGGAGUAUGUCAGAAGAGUCAUGAACCACUUCAACUUGCCAUGGGACGGUAUGAUCACCAUCAAGGCGGGCUCAGCAACCUCACUUCCCACAGGCAAGCCCAUCGGCAUCUUCGACCUGCUCCGGGGAUACGUUGAGAUCUCUCAGCCGGCGACGAAGCAGGAUAUCGAAGCCUUGCUAUCAGUCUGCAGCACGGGAAGUGUCAAGGAGACACUGCAGAGCUACCUCUCCCCGGAAACCUUCGCAUCCGAGGUCAUCGAGAAGCGCAUCACCAUUCUCGACCUCCUGACAAGACACAAGACCGAUAUUCCCCUCCCAUUCGCCACCUUCCUUUCAUUGCUCCCGCCGAUGCGCACAAGGCACUACUCCAUCUCAUCCUCUCCACUAGCCUCUCCCAAUUCCGUAACAUUGACCUACGCCGUGCUCGAUGGCCCAGCAUGGUACCAGCCAAACGGAAAUCAUACUCCCAACAGCACCAACGGCGCAUCCAAGGACGAGCAGCCCAACCGCUUCCUCGGCGUGGCGGGCAGCUACAUGCGAUCCCUCACCCCAGGUGACCGCGUGCUGGUGUCGGUUCGCAGCACGAACAAGUACUUCCGGCUCCCGCUGGACAUGCAGGCGACGCCCGUGGUGAUGAUGGCCAACGGCAGCGGGAUCGCGCCGUUUCGCGGGUUCGUGCAGGAGCGCGCGACGCUCAUCGGCGAGGGCGGAAAGGCCCUCGCGCCCGCGGUGCUGUUCGUUGGGUGUCGGCGGCCUGAGCGCGAUCAGCUGUACAAGGAGGAGCUUGAGGCGUGGGCGAAGCUGGGGGCGGUGGAUGUGAGAUGGGUGUUUAGUCAACACCAGGAGGAGGGCGGCGAUGGGUGGAAGGAUUAUACGCCCGAGGAAGUCAAUUCUUUUGUCAAGGGGAUGAGAAACGAGAGAUAUGUGACGGAUAUCUUCUGA